AUGAUUCUUACUGCCGCGCAACUGACUCCCAGUGGGAGACCCGUCCUGCAGCAGGGGGAGGUGGAGGUCAGCUUGCUGGAUAAGGUUGAUCUGGAAUUCCAGCCAGUUGGCGGUCUGGCGGGGCAUCAGGCGGAGGCCUAUCGGAACGGUUACGUCAUCCUCACCAACCGGCGGAUCAUUUGGGUACUGGAGGGGUCUGGCGAUGGUGCGUCACCCGCUGCAGUGCCCGCUGCCUCCAGCGCCGCGCCAGGGAAAGUGCGUGCCGCCUCGCUGCUGCUGGCCGCCGUUGUGGCGUGCCACAAGAAAGUGCAGUACAGCAUCAAGGGUGCCAAGGUGCGGCUGAUGCUGGAAGUUUACACGGACCGGCUGCGGCAGCCAGUGCCUGCCUCCGGCUUCCAUACCAGUAUCGACCUGCUCGGCCUGCGGUGUCGCGGACCGGCGCCCGACGGCUUCAAAGUGCAGUUGGAGGAGCAAGUCCGACAGGCCGUAGCCGCCGACGCAGAGUCAUCCACGGGCAAAACAACGUGCGCCGGCACUCCCAGCGGCAGUGUCACUGGCGGCCCCAGCGCCGCCUCCGCCGUUGUUGCCGCCCGCGUUGGCAGCGGGCAGCUGGACCCCCAUUGGUCCCCUCUCCGGGCUGCUCUCCAAUCCCGUCUAGGUCCACUGACGGCUGAAGGAACGCCCGCAGGUCCGGGUGCAGGGCCCGUCAGGGCACAGAGUGGCCUGGCUUCGUCCCCGCCGGGGAUGGGGCCGGGGCCAGCGAGUGCGCAGGAUGUCGGGGUGGCGACGACGUCGUCAGCACAGGGCGUCGCAGCGGAGCUUCGGCCGGACCCCCUGAUGUUGCAGCAGAUGGUGGAGAUGGGCUUCCCCCGCAACCGCGCUGCAAGGUCCUUAUUGGCCACCCAGAACACGGGGACGCAGGAGGCCAUUGACUACCUGCUCGCCUUCGGCGACCAGGCCGGCAUGGAUGAGCCCCUGGACUUGUCACCCGCCACAGCCACGCCCGCAUCGCAAGCAGUCGGUGCCAGCGCCAGCAGCGCAGCAUCGCCCUCGCCGCCCGCCUUCAUCCCCACCACGAGCCGCUACCCGGGCAUUCUGCCUUCUUCCGGCCCGCCGACGAGCGGCCAGGCUAGUCCUUACCUCUAUCCGUACAGCCCGCAGUCGGCGGCCGCCGCGGCGCUUCGUCCGUACCCGCAUCUAUACGGCAGCGCGCCGGAUCUGGCAGGGUCGGGCGGGGCGUCGCCAUCCGUGUCGGCUGCAUUGCCGACGUCCACUGGGACACGCGCAUCGCUGGACUUGGCGGGGCAGCUGCCUGCGCGGACCAUCGGUGUUGCAGGAAUAGUGAAGCGCGAGCAGCAGAAGACCGAGGAAUCGGGCAGAGCUGUGGAGCAGGCGUUCCGUGACCUGUCCGCGCUCAUGUCCAGCGCCGCUGCCAUGGUGGCGCUAGCGGAGAAGUUCCGUGGAGUGCUGGGGGCGGAGGGGAGCACAGGCGGUGCGGCGGGUUCGACGGGAACGGCCGGCGAGGACCCCCUUCUGAUGGACCUGGAUACACAGCAGCAGCUCAUCGCCCUGGGCAUCAGCAGCCCUGUCACCCGGCAGACUGCUGGCGCUCGCUACCACAUCGAGCUGUCCCGGCAGCUGGCGGACUUCCUGGCCACCCCCUUGCAGCGAGUAGGCGGCCUCAUGAGCCUGCCGGACGUGUACUGCCUCUUCAACAGGGCGCGUGGCACGGAACUGGUGUCGCCGGAUGACCUCCUCCAGGCUGCCCAGCUGUUUUUGCGGGCGGGUGUACAGGGCCUCCGGCUGAGGCCCUUGAGCAGCGGGGUAUUGGUGAUUCAGGGCCCGCAGCACUCGGAGGAUCAGGUGUGCGCCAAGAUAGCCCAGCUCACGACGCCGUCUUCCCCUCUCCUCCAAGAUUCUACCGCUGCUGCGAUCUCCGACACCAUUGCGCCUCCAGCUUGCGGGGCGACUGCGGUGCCACCGCCACCGCCGCUGGGUCCGGGUGUUAGCGCCAGUGACGUCGCACUGGCUCUGGGGGGUAUCUCGGUGGCCAUUGCAUCUGAGCACCUGCUCAUGGCAGAGGCCCGCGGAGUAGUGUGUCGGGAUGACGGCCCUGAGGGGCUGCGCUUCUAUCGCAACUUCUUCUGCCAGGAUAGCCUGAACCCCACGGCGUUGUACAUCACGCGCACCUUGGCUUUCAUCGUGACGUAUAUUGAAUCAGCAGGCCAUGUGUGA
Molecule: messenger RNA, 2235 nt
Organism: Volvox carteri f. nagariensis
Lineage: Eukaryota; Viridiplantae; Chlorophyta; Chlorophyceae; Chlamydomonadales; Volvocaceae
Exons: 12
Coding region: 1-2235 (744 amino acids)
Biological process (GO): protein transport to vacuole involved in ubiquitin-dependent protein catabolic process via the multivesicular body sorting pathway
Cellular component (GO): ESCRT II complex; late endosome membrane
Molecular function (GO): ubiquitin binding; phosphatidylinositol-3-phosphate binding
Source: RefSeq, a predicted model, not a curated record